This is a messenger RNA of Gymnodraco acuticeps, 1284 nucleotides long. Its product is annotated as PDZ and LIM domain protein 3-like. The transcript has 7 exons. The record is from RefSeq and is a predicted model, not a curated record. The coding region runs from base 69 to 1016 and encodes 315 amino acids. Gene Ontology annotation, cellular component: filamentous actin; adherens junction; Z disc. Gene Ontology annotation, biological process: actin cytoskeleton organization; heart development; muscle structure development. Gene Ontology annotation, molecular function: muscle alpha-actinin binding; actin binding. Lineage: Eukaryota; Metazoa; Chordata; Actinopteri; Perciformes; Bathydraconidae.
UUCCCUCUUUAACUUUGUAUCCUGCAGUGUGCUGCUGUUAUCUAACAGCAGGGAGACAUUAAAGGGUCAUGCCACUCAAUGUCGUGCUGGACGGUCCAGCCCCCUGGGGGUUUCGCCUGACCGGAGGAAAGGACUUCAACCAGCCCCUGACCAUCUCCAGGAUCACUCCCGGCAGUAAGGCAGCCAUAGCCAACUUGUGCGCCGGUGAUGUCAUCUCGGCCAUCGAGGGAGUCCCGGCCGCAGACAUGCUGCACUGUGAGGCGCAGAACAAGAUCAAAGAGUCCUCCCAUCAGCUCAGUCUCACUGUUGAAAGGAAUGAAUCAAGACUGUGGUCACCACGUGUUGUGGAGGACGGUCAAGCUCAUCCAUAUAAAAUGAACUUGGAAGCGGAGAAACAGGAAUUUAAACCUAUUGGCGUUGCUCACAACCGGAAAGCUCAGCCGUUUGUGGCGGCUGCGAACAUCGAUGACACGCAUCAGGUGGUCAGCUCAGCCUACAACACCCCCAUCGGCCUCUACUCCUCAGGCAACAUCGCGGAUGCCAUGGAGGGUCAGAUCCGUGGCCUGGCUGUACCAAAGCCUACAAGCCCCAGGACUUUAACCAGUAUCGAGGAUUCUGAUGUGUACCAGAUGUUGCAGAAAGACCAGGAGGAGCCCCAGGAGCCUCGGCAGUCCGGCUCCUUCAAAGCCCUGCAGGACUUUGUAGACAGUGAUGGCACUCGUCCCAUUGUUACCAGGACAGUGAAAGCCCCCUCAACCAAACCCACUACACCCACAGGAAACCUGCAGAAACUGCCCGUCUGCGACAAGUGUGGGAAUGGGAUUGUUGGGACGGUGGUGAAGGCACGGGACAAAUAUCGUCACCCUGGCUGCUUUGUGUGCUCCGACUGUGACGUCAACCUCAAACAGAAGGGCUAUUUCUUCGUGGAGGGGGAGCUGUACUGUGAGACUCACGCUCGCUCCAGGAUGAGACCACCAGAGGGACACGACCUCAUCACAACCUUCCCCUCUGCAUAGAACAAACCCCUGUAAAGACAGACACUCCUGUGUCCUGCAUCUGUCCUUUGUGUUUAUCUGCACUUGCUAUCUGAUAUUGUCUGUGUGCAAUAAUAUUUCAUAUAUACAGUAUACAUUACGUUCACUUUACUUUCUGACGUAAUAGUAUUAUGUUUUUUUCUGUGUAGGAAUGUUUCACUGGUGAUGGUUGAACAGCCUGGUUGUUUAAUGCUCAGUAUCAGUGACUACAGACACACGUUGAUUUCUUUCUAAUAAAGAUUUCUACUCA